This is a messenger RNA of Trichomonas vaginalis G3, 297 nucleotides long. RefSeq lists its product as uncharacterized. The transcript has a single exon. Bases 1 to 297 code for a protein of 98 amino acids. The record is from RefSeq and is a predicted model, not a curated record. Lineage: Eukaryota; Parabasalia; Trichomonadida; Trichomonadidae.
AUGCUAUAUGGUAUAAUUGGAGCAGUUGUCGGCCUUAUAGCAUUAAUUGUAAUCAUAGUAGUUAUUAUAGUUCUUCUAAAGAGGAACAAAGGAAACGAUGUUAAAGAAGAUGAAACUCCUCCAGGAGACGAAUUCUCAGAGGAAACAGUAAUCAGUUCUGCAGUAGUUGAAGGAAACACAAUGGCCAACCCUCUAUACACAAACGGAAUGUUUGAUUCAGAAGAUAGUAUCAGCGAACUUGAAGCUGAUGAUGAUGACGUGGCUUUUGAUGUUCAUGUCGAUCCUGAAACUGUAUAA